AUGAGAGUAGCAUCUGGAGCGUUCCUUGGUAUCCUAAAUGCGAUGAAAAGCAUAACAAUAAGUACGAAGAGACAGAUGGUGCAAGCAUGCAUAAACUCUGUAGCUCUGUACGCAACAGAAGCAGCCUCUAGAGAGGAAAUCACUGAAAGGAUAAUCGCUGAGAUGGAGAAGAUACAACGUAGAGGGCUAAGAGUUAUCCUAAAUUCACCACAAGCCACAGCAAAUGAAACUCAUCUAAUAGACUUAGGGAUGAUGUCUGCAAGAGCCUUGCUGGAUAAAAGAGCUUUUUAUUAUUCAGGGCGAAAGUAUCAAAUGCAAAAGAAGGGAGCAUACUCAAAAAUUUAG
Molecule: messenger RNA, 345 nt
Organism: Blepharisma stoltei
Lineage: Eukaryota; Ciliophora; Heterotrichea; Heterotrichida; Blepharismidae
Source: the annotation of a GenBank genome assembly